Molecule: messenger RNA, 246 nt
Organism: Phacochoerus africanus (Common warthog)
Lineage: Eukaryota; Metazoa; Chordata; Mammalia; Artiodactyla; Suidae
Product: 60S ribosomal protein L39-like
Exons: 2
Coding region: 1-240 (79 amino acids)
Biological process (GO): translation
Cellular component (GO): ribosome; cytosolic large ribosomal subunit
Molecular function (GO): structural constituent of ribosome
Source: RefSeq, a predicted model, not a curated record
AUGAAGUGGAGCAGUGUAGGCGGAUUUAACAAGGAGCUCUUCCCUUCUCCACCAUCCUAUGUGCGGUUGAAUUACUUCCUCGCCUUGUCUUCUCACAAGACUUUCAGGAUCAGGAGAUUCCUAGGCAAGAAGCAAAAGCAGAAUCGUCCCAUCCCCCAAUGGCUUCAAAUGAAAACUGGUAAUAAAAUCAGGUACAACUCGAAGAGAAGACAUUGGAGAAGAGCCAAGCUGAGUCUAUAAGGAGCC